AUGUACUUGUCAGUUCAUGGCAGAAUGUACGCCGGAGCUGGGGCAGCGAAGCGGUCUGUGGGCGGAUGCGUCGACAGCUGGUUAUCCCGAGUCGCAGGCACCGUCACGUCUGACAGCGACACGGCUGCUAAAUCCGUCAGUCGCGGGUGGCCGGCACUCGUGUUGGUGAGAAUCGCCUCGUUCAAAGCGGCGGCGAGCCUGAGGUGGGCAUCUCCGCGCCGCAAAGCAGCAGCAGCGUUACAGAUGGAUGAGCAGACUGUCCACUGGCGUAGUCUAAGGUCGGGGAUGGUAGUGGAGGAUAUUGGAGGUGCAAUUAACCUCUCGCAAGGUCAGAUUAGCGUUCCAGCGUUCGCUGCUGCUGCCACCCGUCCGUCCCAGAGACAACGGUCAUGCUGCUUUCCUUUCCGUGGUUCGCUGCGGUCAAAGCUUUGCGGGGCCGGCAACGCACUGCAGUGCAAAAAUAGCGUGCCUUUGGGGGCAUACGACUUGGGCUUAGAAGACGAACGGCUGCGAGAACCAAGGGGCCUCUGCUGCUCCGUCGGUGCAGGACCCAUUAUCGUGAGGUCUGGAAGCAUUGUCAAGACUACUGUGGACUCUCCUUGGAGCCAGAGCGUUCUGUUGAAGCUGCAACCUAAACGCGCGAUAACGGCGUGUCGUCGAAAAAGCAACCAGUAUCCUGACUCGAGGUUCCGGAUGGCCAUUGACCUGGACGACUUACCAUACCGGUAA
Molecule: messenger RNA, 729 nt
Organism: Trematosphaeria pertusa
Lineage: Eukaryota; Fungi; Ascomycota; Dothideomycetes; Pleosporales; Trematosphaeriaceae
Exons: 5
Coding region: 1-729 (242 amino acids)
Source: RefSeq, a predicted model, not a curated record